UUGUAUUAUUUGAAUUACUUUUGGCAACUAGACCUGCCGGCAACAAUUUUGCGUAGUUGGAUCGCAGCGUUUGCGUGUGUGAGGUAAAGUUUUGCCAUUUUGUCAGUAUUUCGACACGAAAGGUCUUGCGCGGAAAAUGUCAGCUCCAAAAACAAAAAUUUUUGUUGGUCAUUUGCCAGACGGCUGUACAGAUGAUGAUCUACGUGCUUUGUUUUCGAAAUAUGGGUCAGUUACAGAGUGUGAUGUAAUAAACAAAUAUGGUUUUGUUCAUAUGGCAACACCUGAGCAAGCUCAAGAAGCUGUGAAGAAUCUUAAUAAUUACAAUCUCAUGGGAUCCAGCAUAAGUGUUGAGCCUUCAAAAAGCAAACUACAUCCAGAACCUGGUGCACCAGGUCGAGCCAAUAAGCAAACUGUCUUGAGUCGCAGAGGAUCUAAUGCACCUAGAAAUGGAUAUGGCCCUGUUUCUCGCGGAAGUUUUGGUGGUGGUUUUCCCAAUGGUUACAGACGUUUUGAUGGGCCACCAUUGGGUGGAGAUUCCUUUUAUGAUCGGCCAUUUGGAUUUGGCCGAGAAAGAAUGAGGCCAUAUCCUCCACCCUAUGAGCGACGAAGCCCAAAUAUGCCCCCAUUGCGUGAUGAUUAUCCACGAAGGCCACUUCCACCAUUGGCGAGUGUUGAUCCAUAUUCAAGGCCCCUGCCACCCUUGAGUAUGCGAGACGAUUUAUAUGAGAGAAGACCAAUGCUUGAGCGUUCUGAUUACCUUUAUUCUCGCAGGUCGCCUCCUGCACCUAUGAGAUCUUCUUAUUGGUAUGACAGUGUGGCUAAUGGUUUCCAGCUACCAAGUUAAGUUUUUCUCUAUGCCUAUGAAUGUGACCACUCUCCGUGGCUUCAAGCACAUAUUUACAAAGUACCACUACCUCCUCCUGACGUCCCUUCGAUCCGCAUUGAGUGAAUUACGCAUAGAAGACCAACAGUGGUGUGUACUUGUCAAGACUAGUUCAGUUGCACCUUAAAAUACUGUAUAGAGACGUCAUGUGUCUCUUCCUCAUAAUGAAGCAUAUUUUGACAUGGAGUCCAAGUUCUUGUUUGUAUACAAGAUUAGCAGCGUCUAGAUUUUAUUUAUAUAUGAACUAAAACCUUUCUUUAUGUCUUCCUCCGCUAGUUCAUGUCGCUAGUGCAUAAACAAUUCCAGUUCAUUUUGCUAUAUAUGUGGUAGUUUUACCAUUCCCAGUUAAGUGACAAACAUUGUUACAUUUGUAAGGUAAUUCUAUUUUUGCCUAUUUUAAACUGAAAAUUGAUAUCAAGGUAAAUCACAAUCCUCUUGCAGAGUAUGCAAGUGGUGUGCUGAGAGUAGUUUUGUGAUGUGGAUGAAGGAAGCAUGUUCUAAAUUACCAUUUGGUAUAACUGAUUAGGUGAGAGCCCAACGAUGACUCAAGUGAUUGUUACUUAUGUUACAACAAGAAAAACAAAUGUAGAAAAAGUAUCUUAGUUUACCAUUAGCUAUACAUUUAGUGCCAGUUUUCAAAGAAUUACCCUCUUUGGAAAUACAUGAUUAUGAUUCUGGUGAAUACAUACUGACCUCUGAAGAUUUUGAAAUUUAAGGUGAUUCUGUUUGUAAGGGAUUUGACCAGCAUGAGUUUGAAUAAUUUGGCAUGAGAUUUGAGACUAUCCAAUAGCUGUCCAAGUGAUGAUGGAUUUGUGUAUUGCUAUAUAACAUACAUGUUUAAUGGAAGAGUUGGGAAUUUUAGCCUAUAACACAAGUCAAUGAUGUUUAUUCAUUGAUGGCUCAAGGUAGAGUUUAAAAUAUUGCUCAAGGUGGAGCUUGAAAUGUGUUCUCCUCAAUGCAGAUUUAUUUGGUGCAGUUCCAAUAGGCCAUUGAGUAUGUUUUUGUAAAGAAUAUGAAGGCAUAGAGUCAUUGAUUUGUUGCAAUAUCACAUGCAUCAAUGGAUCAUCUGUGUUAAUGUUAAAGUGAUCUGCUUCCUUACUACUGUAUUGAGAAACAGUGCUGAUAUACCAAGUAUCCCUGUUUUUUGUGUGACAGCAGGUGAGAAGUAUUGGGCAGUUGAAAUGGUCUCAAGAUCUGACGUAAACCCUGGUGAUUGAAACAUUCUACAAUAGCCACUCGUCCACAGAAAGAACAUUAUAUUUCCACCUCUGCGUAUAAAACUGUCUCAUGAAGCAGUUUAUGCAUUGAAGGAGAUUGUUUUAAGUAUCUCAUUUCAGCAUUACCUAGUGUGUCAUUUGAAAAGAUAAUGGGUGAUGUAUUUGAUGAUCCGCAGAUUCGGCAAAUCGUUGAAGAUUGUUUCAUCGUGGCAGUGACAGAACUUCAAAAGAAGUUUGUUUUGCAUUCAAGAACAUUUUCAAAGACUUUGUUGUUGGAAAUACAUGAGUAUAGAAUUACAGAGAAAUAAUCCAAAAACUUUUGGAGAGCUUCAAAAUGCUUGAUUGCAACAUGAGCAUCAAAUUGCAUUUUUUACAUAGCCAUCUUGAUAAACUUCCAGAAAAAUCUUGGUACGGUCAGAGAUGAACAGGGUGAGCUAUUCCAUCAAGAUUUGAAUGUUAUAUGGAAGCACGUUGCCAAGGUAGAUUGAGGUGUGCAUAUGAUUGCUCACUAUUGUCGGAGCAUUAAGCAAAAAUGUCUGCAGAUUAAGCUCUCCAGAAGAAGGGCUAAUUAAAACUUUUGAUCUUAAUAUGUUUACAUGCUUAGCAUUUGUUAAAAAAAUUUACUAUUUGCAUGAACAAAAUUUAAGUUGCAGUAACUAUAUAUAACUUUUGUAUGAAUAAAACUAUUCUUUGUAAA
Molecule: messenger RNA, 2797 nt
Organism: Stegodyphus dumicola
Lineage: Eukaryota; Metazoa; Arthropoda; Arachnida; Araneae; Eresidae
Product: RNA-binding protein 4.1-like
Cellular component (GO): nucleus
Molecular function (GO): mRNA binding
Source: RefSeq, a predicted model, not a curated record